GCCACUGAGAGGGGCGAUGUGCCGGACGAGGACAGUCAGGCAAAUGCAGACUCCGCUGACCUCAGCGAUUUGCUGGAGACAGGCGACACAGAAACGACUGGGCCCAUGAGGCCGCAAGCACAAGCUGUUACUUCCGCAGCUGCACGCUUGACCAUGGGCGGCGAGGACGAGACCGGGAAGAAGAGACGCAAGAAGGAGUCGAAGGAGACACCGCUUGCGUUAGAGGACGCCGUGGAAGAGGACGGGGCAGGCAAGGGCGCCGCGGAGGACCUCAAGCAGCUUAAGGAGGAUGACCCGGACAUGUUCGAAGUCGCCUCGAAGCAUGCCGAGCUGAGCAGAAGUUCCGGCAAGUUGGCCAUGUGGUGGCAGUUGCGUGUGCCGCUAGCAUUCCGCGACGACUUUGAUGGCCGCAAUAUCACAGGGGCACCGUGCUUGCUUGGGAGGGAUGCGUGA
This is a messenger RNA of Symbiodinium necroappetens, 453 nucleotides long. Lineage: Eukaryota; Dinophyceae; Suessiales; Symbiodiniaceae. The record is from the annotation of a GenBank genome assembly.